CAGAAAUUCAGAACUUCUCAGAUAUUAAGAAGAAGAUAUUUAGAGCUUUUAUUAAUAUAUCUAUCUCUCAAAUUUAGUCUUCAUCUUCUUCAUUUUACAACACGUUAUCAGCACGAAUCUGCUCAAAACCUUCAAGAAAUCAUCAUCUCCUGCAGUAAAUCAUGGCAAACAUAAGCAAACGAGAAUUCGACGUUCUUGAUCUGUCCGGUCAAAAAUACCUGGAAUGGAAAGUGGAUACCUUGGCACAUUUAAAAGCAAAUGGAUUGGAAGACACCAUUGAAGCCAAUAAUAUGUCAUCUUCGCAAGACAAAGCGAAAGCUAUAAUUUUCCUCCGUCACCACCUCCAUGAAAGUCUCAAAUCUGAAUAUCUUUUGGUUGAUGAUCCAAAAGAAUUAUGGGAUAAUUUACAAGAGAGGUAUGGCCACCAACAAAAGGUACUUUUACCAAAAGCUCAGUAUGACUGGAUCAAUUUAAGAUUCCAGGACUUUAAAUCUAUCAGUGACUAUAAUUCUGCUAUGUUCCAAAUAACAUCCAAAUUAAAGUUAUGUGGACAAAAAGUCACUGACGCUGAUAUGUUGGAGAAAACCUUUUCUACUAUGCAUAUCUCUAAUAUGCUGCUACAACAGCAAUAUAGAGAAAAGGGUUUUAAAAAAUACUCUGACUUAAUAUCAGUAUUAUUGGUAGCUGAGCAAAACAAUGACCUUUUGAUGAAAAACCACAAUUUGAGACCCACCGGUUCUAGUCCUUCGAUUUAUGGUCCAUCUGGCCAUAAUUUAGCCACUGAAUCAAAUGCAACACACAGUGGCAGUAGAAGGCAUUUUAAACGUGGGCAUUUUAGUGGUCAUAAUAACAAGUCUUACAGAGGAUAUAAACGGGUCGAAAGACCGAAUUACAAGGGCAAGGGCAAACAAAAAGCUCAUCAAAUAAAUCGCCCUACAAAAACCUCAGUAAAAACGACUUGUUAUAAAUGUGGCAUGACGGGGCACUGGGCUAAUAAAUGUCGCACGGCUAAACAUCUGGUGGAGUUAUUUCAAGCUUCCAUGAAUCUGAACAAAGACAAAAAUGUGGAAACUAAUUAUGUUAAUGACACAACUCCACCUCUGACAAAAUUUGAUGUGUCCGACUUCUUCGUGAAUGAUGCCAUUAUGGACGAUGCUUUUGCAAUAAAUCAAAAUAUCACAAAAUAAAAUAUUAGACUCUAAUCCUUAUAUUGUAACAUAUUAGUUUUAUGUACUUUUUCUUUCUUCCCCUUUUUCUUUUGUUUUUAAAUAAAUAUGUGUAAUAUAUAUACUUUGUGUUAAAUUAUAUGUACAAUUUGUGAUCAAGCUUAUGUU
Cuscuta europaea is the source of this 1334-nucleotide messenger RNA. NCBI's taxonomy places the organism in Eukaryota, Viridiplantae, Streptophyta, Magnoliopsida, Solanales, Convolvulaceae. The record is from the annotation of a GenBank genome assembly.